CAUAAAACUCUACAGAACUGGUGGUUGUCCUCGUACCAAAAAGUGAGACAGAAAAAGAGAGGGAAAGAGUUGUUGUAAUGGUAGCUCUGUAAUGAGUUCAUUAGGGCAAAGCAUAUUGAUGGCACUGACUGUUACAGUGAACAGGUUUGCUUCAUCAAACGUCCAGGCAGUCCAUAGAAGAGAAAGGAAAAGACCAACUGCCACCACCACCUCAGAUAUAGGAAGGAGAGGCCUCCUCCUCUUAUCCACAGUGGCUGCUGCUCCCCAAGACAGUGCCUCCAGGACUGAGCUUCUUCAAAAGUAUCUGAAGAAGACAGAGGAAAACAAGGCCAAAAAUGACAAGGAGAGGCUGGAAAGUUAUUAUAAGCGGAAUUACAAGGACUACUUUGAGUUCGUGGAAGGAUCUUUGAAGGGGAAAGAGGAGCUCUCAGAAUCAGAAAAGGGUAUUCAUGAUUGGCUUCAAAAUAACAAAUGAAACUAUUAUAAGCUGCUUAAAAGAUGUUCUUGGUGACAACAAUUGAACUUUACUGCAUCUUUUAUUAGACCAAUGUGAUGGCUGAUGGGAUAGAAUUUUAUCUUGGGUUCAUGGUAUGCCAUUGUCAAGUUGAUCUGGUUCCAAUAUUAUUUGGCUCACAUUCGAAUUAUAUAUAUAUAUGUGAGUACUUCCAA
Alnus glutinosa is the source of this 669-nucleotide messenger RNA. RefSeq lists its product as uncharacterized. Gene Ontology annotation, cellular component: photosystem I. NCBI's taxonomy places the organism in Eukaryota, Viridiplantae, Streptophyta, Magnoliopsida, Fagales, Betulaceae. The coding region runs from base 92 to 475 and encodes 127 amino acids. Gene Ontology annotation, biological process: photosynthesis. The record is from RefSeq and is a predicted model, not a curated record. The transcript has 3 exons.